This is a messenger RNA of Funneliformis mosseae, 3555 nucleotides long. The record is from the annotation of a GenBank genome assembly. Lineage: Eukaryota; Fungi; Glomeromycota; Glomeromycetes; Glomerales; Glomeraceae.
AUGGCAGGAAAUAGCCGGUCAUCAUCACCAAAUUCACAACUUCUUAUACAACAAAACGAAAUACAAAAUAAUCCUGAACAACAAUCUUCCGAUUCGAGUACGAUGGCAGAUUUUACAACAAAUACGCCUUUACCAACAAGUACUUCAAACUUGAACUCGGUUUCAAACACAAAGGAAACAGUAGAAGGUUAUAAUACUUUUCCUGGACCGAGAUCUUCCACUCUUCGCCCAACCACCUUAAGGAAGCAAAGGUCACGUAGGCCAUCUUUUCAGUCCGAUCAAGUAACUCCUGACAUGCGUCCCGUUUUGCAUCUUUUUGAUGUUUUUUCGCAAAAAAUUUAUAUAGAAGGUUAUUUAUGUAAACAAGAGAUCAAUAGUUCUAAUAAUGACUGGAUAGAGUAUUACGUGGAAUUAUGUGGUCCUUUCUUAAGUUUUUGGAAAACAGUGAACGAUCCUGAUUCUGAAAUAACAAGAGUGUCUCAAACUCCCUCCGUAAUAAAUAUAUCUAAUUCUUCAAUAGAUUUAUCACAAGAUAAUUGUAUGAAUCAACGGAUGCAUGUUUUUUUUCUUGAUUCCGGCCAGGGAGAAAAAUCCUAUUUACAAACUUCGGAUGAUAAAACUUUAAAUUUAUGGGUUAAUGCAAUUCGUUUAUCUUGUUUUGAAGGUUCAAGAUUACAAGAAGUUUACACAGCAACUCUAAUAAGACGUCCUGGACUAAAAGAUUUUGGUAAUGGAACUGUAUUAAUGAAGGGUAAGCUAGAAGGUUAUCUUCAAGUUCAAUUUUCUGGUAACCUUGAAUCUAAAAAAUAUUGGGUCGUGGUAGCGGAUCACCGUGCUGAGGAAAAAAAGAAAAAAGAUUUAGCAUUUACUAGAGGACAAGCUUUAUUUUAUGAAACAAAAAGAUCAAAAAAGCCUUUCAUGACUGUAGCAAACGUUCUUCAAACUUACGCUAUUUAUCCUGAAAGUCCCUCCCUUAUAGAAAAAACAGUUACUUUUCGUGUUGAAGGCACUCUGUUUCUUACAAAGCCAACUGAAAAUAAACCUGGUGAUUUUGCCAUUUUAACAACAGACUCACUUAAUGAAAUGACAAAAUGGCUUUUUGGCUUUUUUGAUAGUUUUAAAUUAUAUGGUCGACCAAAAGAAUUAUUAUAUGAUUUUAAAGAUCCAAUUUCUCCCUUUUUUGCUGUACCAACUGGCAGGAAUAACACAAAGUUAUUUUUAGAUCUUAAUGAAAUAGAACAUGUUGAAGUUCGUGAAUCGUUAGCGGAUGUGAAAGCUGCGUUUGCUGAAAUUUUACGUCAAUCUUAUAAUUUACAAUCACCUGAUAAUUCUCAACAACUACUUACAAGUGUAAAUCAGCAAAAAAAUUUAAGUAUACAAAUUCUUCCUCAGAUUGUGACUGAUGGUUUAUCAGAUGAUUAUGUUCGUCAAAGGGCAAUUUCAGGUGAAUCUACUACUUCAUCAACAAGUUCAAUUUCCCCUACUACAUUGAGACCUGUAAGUCAAUCCUCACGUCCUAAUUCCAUGACCGGAGGUUCUCAAAAAGGUUCAAUUCCGACUUCGCCCAUAUCACCACAUUCACCUUUAGCUCCUAACAUUAUGUCAUCACAAGAACAGUCGAAAAAACGAAGUAAAAAGCCAGCUAAACAAUUAGCUAGUAGCGAUGAAUCAGAAGAUCAACAAGAAGAUAAUAAUUCACCAAUUGAAAGUGAAAAUUCAGAUGAUGAAAACGAUGACCCAACACUCUUAAAAAAUACACAAGAAAAUGCAAAAAUUUUAGAAAAAAUUAAAACAGAUGAGCAAAUUAACUUUGGAAGUAGCCUUGGAACAUUUGAAGACACUGACCUUAUGUCCGAAAUUAUGACUGCUGUUGCUGUGCGUGAAGAUGAACCUGUUACAGGAGAUGCGUCAACCAAACCUAAAAGGAGAGUUUCAUUUAAAAAUCAACCCGCAAAGCAGAAAGGUAAAAAUAAGCAAAGACUUGCCCCACUUCCAUCUGAUAGUGAAGAUAGUUAUGAGAGUGAAGGAGAAUCUUCAAUGACCAAGAGUGAUGAAAAUAAUAGUGAUGAAGACAGUAGCGAAGAUUCUAGUCUGAAGAAUAAAAAUGUUAUUGCUAAACCUGGUCAUAAAGGAAACAAUAAGAAGACGAAAACAAGAAUUGUGCCUCAACCAUCCGACAGUAGUGAUGAUAAUGAAGAAUUAAACGAUGAUGAUAAAAAAUUUGGCGCACAACCUCAACCAAGACCAUAUCGACAAUCACCUCCUUAUGGGUCUGUAUUAAAACAGCCUCGAGUUAAUAUUAUUCCACAAGUUCAACAACAUUUAUAUCCUCAAGGAAGUUUUGAAAACGAUGUCAAUGACAAUAUUCCAUUAGGAAGAAAUCCUGUGCGUAAUCGUAACAUACUUACUAGUGAAAACGUAGCUGAUGAAUUUCGUAAAGGAGAUAAUCAACAAGAUGAUUAUCAAUUUGAAAUGUCUACGGUAGGUCUAGACAUAGAUUUUAGUGCGAUAAAUUUCGAUAUUGCUACGAAUGAACCUGCGAAUAAUACAAUAGAAAUCGUUAAUAAGAGCAAGAAAGGAAAAAAAACAGGAAAGGUAUUCAAGCCAACAAAACAAAAAGACAAACCAAAGAAUGCAACGAGGCAGAAUAGAUCGAGUGAUAUCAGUAGCGAUGAAUCUGAAACCAAAUCAACGACAUCAGAAGAAGAACCAUUGGCUGCAUUAGUCGAAGAAGGAGUUGGAUUUAACGCUAAUUUUGGUAGACAAAACAUAACACCUAGGUCAAUAUCUCCAAAUUACCUACCUAAUCAAAGAUGGGGGGGACCACCAAUACCAGGCGAUUAUGUGGAAAAUUUCGGUUAUCCACCGAUAGAUAAUAGACGUAGUGUAAUGACACCACUCAUUCGGGGUGGCGAAUAUUACGAUGAAGAUUAUGUUGGGGGGCGACCCAGGUCAAUGAUAAAUCCUGGACCUAUGAUGGCAGGUCGAAGACGUGUUAGUAGUGGACAAAUAGAUUAUACACGAGAAUCCUUAUAUUUAGAUGAUAGUUAUGAUGAUCGGGGUCAAUUUCAGACACCAAGCCAUUUUCGACCAAUUAGUUUAAUAGAUUCAAGACCACCAUCUCAACAAUUAUCAGCUCGUGAACAAGAAUUUCUCGCUCGGGAGACAGGGGCACCCUUGAUUAAUUUACAAGAGAGACAAAAGGAUCCACAAACCGGAUUAGUUGGAGCCAUUACUGCAAGAGAAAAUCAAAGAAGAGCAAAGGCUAUGAUGGUGGAAAGAGAAAGAGAGUUUUUAUAUAAUCGACAGUCUUAUACUGGACUUCCAGUGGGUGUAGAUCCAAGAUCAAGUAGAUUUCUUGGAAGUCAACAAUAUUUGGAACCAAUACCUGGACAAAGAGGUUCUUAUCAUGAAAAUUAUGUGCCAUAUAUACAAUCAGAUGAUGAAGACGACGAUGUUCCUUUGGCUGUUGGUAAUUCCAUUCCACCAACAAUACCGCCGACACAAUCAAGACAACCACGUGCUAUGAGGAAUCGACGUCUAGAUCCUGAAUAA